Messenger RNA from Cyclocybe aegerita, 732 nucleotides. Lineage: Eukaryota; Fungi; Basidiomycota; Agaricomycetes; Agaricales; Hemipholiotaceae. The record is from the annotation of a GenBank genome assembly.
UGUCCCACCACCAGGCUUUCCCGCCCUGCCGCCACGCCCACCCAUCUCACGGGAUAACUCCCUCCACCCUUACACUCUCAGGAACCGGGAUCGGACCCAGUGGAAUGACCCAAGGGGCCGCUGACGACAAUCCCUUCCUUGGCCCCACUACUACGGGGCAGCUCACACUCUUUACUCCGUCUCGCCCUGACCAACCGGCCAUCCCUCCCCAACAAGCCUAUGCCACACCACUGCCUACACCGCCAAGUGCCUCCGACAUGGUAGUCGACCUCGACCCUACAGCCCAACCUCAGCUGAACAUGGUGAAUGCACAAGCCACCAACAGUCCUCCACCUACCCACGCGACAGUCCUCCAGCCCACCACUGUCCCCAACCAAGCACCGGCACCUCUUCCUCCCCAGACUUCCUCCCUAUCGAGGCAUCAGGACCCAGCGCAUGUUGAAUACGACAACCACAGCGCCAUCAUUGACCACCCGGCUCCCGUCACCCUCACCGCACCACCAAUGAGCACCGUGCCCGAGUCUCUCCGCGUUGUCCAUGACCCGGAGCUCGAGCGCCAACAGCCCGAAGGCCUGGGUACUGCUGACCUCGUUGCUGCCGUCCAGUCCCGCGCCGCGGUUGUUUGGAAGGAAUCGGGUGUAGAGCAUAUAAUACUCUAUCAUGCCAACCCCGCUUCCCCUCACUCAGGCUGUUGCGCAAGGGUAACAAAACAAAGCAGAAAAACCACUUAAA